CUUGUUGAGCUGCUUAUGCUCAGAUGGCAGAUAAGGCAGUUGAUUGCUACACCUGCUACCUUAAGCUUGCUUGCUGUACAUGUACAUGCUGAUUCUGCUGAGAAUAAAUCAUCCGAAAAGAACCUACUAAAAAUUGAUGAGCUUUCACUCUAUACCAGUCCAUCACCAAAAUCAAAAUAUGUGGAAGAUCCAGAGUCACAACUGGAACAAACUAUUUCUCAUCUGCGGCAUUCUUUGGAGCCAUAUGCAGCUUGGGUUCAGGACUGUACUGGGAAAGCUAUGCCUAAGGUAGAAAAGGCCUGUGAGUAUGUUAAAGAGAGUUAUGAAAUCAUCAAAGCUCCACCUCCAGGAUUUUAUCCAAGGCUUGGUGUUAUAAGUUUUGCUGGUAUUGUUGGAUUAUUCUUGGCAAGAGGUUCCAAAAUUAAAAGAUUGGUGUAUCCAAUAAGCUUCGUGGGGAUUGGUACUGCUGUCUACUAUCCACAGCAAACAGUUGCUGUUGCCAAGGUAACUGGCUUUCGCCUAUAUGACUGGAGUCUACAAGCAUAUAUAAGCCUAGAAUCUCUUUGGAAAGAUAGUUCAAAAAAGAAAAAGUCUGCAAAAGCAAGUAGCAAGUCCAACGCAGAAAGUGAUAAAGAAUUGAAAGUACAAGAAGAAAGAGCAGUAAAAUAAACUACUCCAUUACUACUUGUUGAACAGAAUCUAUGAAGAUUGAACAUGGUUUGCCACAGCCUUUGGAAAGAUUGGCUUGGAAUCUAUCUGAAUAAGAAAUACUAUGAUUGUAUUCUGCCAGCUUUGGACUUACGGUCAAAGUUUUGCAUGAUCAUCUUAAACUCCUUCAAGACCUGAGUCUCUCUCUGAAUUCCUGAGCAAUACUUGCAAAGAAGUAUGUUUAAUUAAAUUUAAUGAGAUAUAAUGCUAUAUAAAUGUUUAAGAUUAGGCUGCAAAUUAAUGUUAAAACUUCUUAGUCCCUUGUCACUGUUUAUAGACUUAAUUAAAAUGAGUAUUGA
Notechis scutatus (mainland tiger snake) is the source of this 1007-nucleotide messenger RNA. The record is from RefSeq and is a predicted model, not a curated record. NCBI's taxonomy places the organism in Eukaryota, Metazoa, Chordata, Lepidosauria, Squamata, Elapidae.